UUGAUGUAUUUUCUCCUGGAGGUGGAGUGCCCAGAAAUUCCUGGUGCAACGUGGGUAUGAUUACUGAUACUACGCAAGAUUGUCGGGAUGAGUUAGAUUCUGCCGCUGUACGUGUUGCUAACAUUUUAUCGACAGAACCAGAAAAUGUCAUAAAAGGAGUAGGAGGUGUCGGCCAAGGUGCACAAGUAGCUCUGAACUUUGCAAAGUGGAACGCCGUUGGAGAUCAUACGAUGAAUAUGCGACUUGUAAUAGGGAUAAACUCUUGGAGAAUACCUACCAACAGGAUAGAUUAUGCAUUUGGGGCUGCAAUUCGUGCUUCAUGGCAGUCAAUCCUACUUAUACGUGGAAAUCUCGAACCUAGUAUUCCUUUAUACUUUGCAAAAGAAACUGCUGUCUCCCUUAUAGAUGAUGGAUUUGGAGAAGUUUCGUUUGUACAAUUCCGAAUGCUUGGUCCUGAAAUCACUGUGAGCGUACUGAAAAAGGUCGAAGUCUGGUUGAGCGGGAAGCUUCCACUCGAUCCAAACUAAUAUCAUCCAUGAACUGUUAUCUAUUUUUUUCAGUA
Messenger RNA from Brassica oleracea var. oleracea, 562 nucleotides. RefSeq lists its product as uncharacterized. The record is from RefSeq and is a predicted model, not a curated record. The transcript has 6 exons. Bases 57 to 527 code for a protein of 156 amino acids. NCBI's taxonomy places the organism in Eukaryota, Viridiplantae, Streptophyta, Magnoliopsida, Brassicales, Brassicaceae.